Molecule: messenger RNA, 6324 nt
Organism: Eriocheir sinensis (Chinese mitten crab)
Lineage: Eukaryota; Metazoa; Arthropoda; Malacostraca; Decapoda; Varunidae
Product: nuclear pore complex protein Nup153-like
Exons: 11
Coding region: 286-4662 (1458 amino acids)
Biological process (GO): protein import into nucleus; RNA export from nucleus
Cellular component (GO): nuclear pore
Molecular function (GO): structural constituent of nuclear pore
Source: RefSeq, a predicted model, not a curated record
CUUGAGCCUCUCUUCUGGUUAUUCACACACUUUGCUUUUCACCGGCAUUACACUCUUUGCCUUUCCUCGCUAUAAUAGAGCCUCGCAGUAUAUAAUUUUGAGCGCGCCCGACGCUUGGCGGUGCUCGCGCCUUGGCGGGGCCGCCUUGUGGUCCGCCGCGCCGCCAAUCACGGGCCCGCGCGCCCGCCGCCAUGUUGCCCGGGGAGCCUCGCCGAGUUGUUGUGCCCACCGAUUAUUAGCAACUUUAUGGGAUUGUAGCGCGCUGUGCCGGUACUUCACCUCAAGAUGGCCUCCGAUGGGCCGGGAAAGUAUAGGGAACGGAAAAACAGAGCGAGCAAGCCCUACGAGCGGCCCAAGGGCAUCAUCCGUCGAGUGACAGACUCGGUCACUGGACUGUUCUCAACAUCAUGGCUCUCAGGCUGGAUGGGGGGAGAGGAGGAGGAGAGUGCAGAACCCCAGCCUGGCCCAUCACAGGCAUCGACGCUCGCUCCACCAGGGGAGUCCUUUAUCUUUGCACAUCCAGUCACUGCUCGGAGGUCAUUCAGGCCUUUCUACCCUGAGGAAGGUGAAACCGACAGUAACAGUCAGCCUACACUGGGCGUCAAUGAGGGCGCCAGUACAAGUAGUGGAGUGAGGAUAAGCAUGUCAACAACACCUACAGGGGGCAUUGCAGCGUCUUCAAGAUCAUCACAGCUAAACGUGGAGCCUUCCAGCUCUUCCUUGACUGGGAGGAGGCUGCCCAUAGUAUCCUCCACUCCUGCCACAAUGUUUACCUCCCGCUCCAAGGGCCAGAUGGAGCCCCGCCCCUUGCCACUCCUCACAGCUUCCACACCAGCCUGUGAUGAUGGUAGUGAGGUAAGUGAGUCCUCGGCAGACACUGGUGUGGAUGCCUCCGUCAUACCUCGGCCAGAUGAGAGGGACUACCAGCGCGAGAUAUUGCAGCUGGAUGAGGAAUCCCUCCAGACUCUACGGGAGUCAUUGACCAAACCUGUGCCCUCUUCACCCAUGGCACAGCCUGCCACCUCCCUCCCCUCACUGGAGGAGACUAGGAAAAGACCCAGAGAUAUGGAGCCAGAUCACUCAAGUAUACGUGCUGAGGGAAGUGUGAGCAGCAAGUCCCUGUUCAGUGAAGCUGGUGAUGUUUCUCGUGGGCAGCCUCAGCCAUCAGCACUGGCAAGCAAGAGGCCUCGGUUCAAUGUUUCUAUAUAUGGCUCGCCAGUUCUGAGUGAAAAGUCAGUGCUAAGUGAUUCAGCUUUCAAAGCGUCACCCUUCUAUCCUGGGAGAACUAUGUACGGCGGAGCCUCAGCCUACAGAAGCAGAAGACUACCAGUGCGGGGUUCCCACCAGAUUUCACGUGCCCAAGUCAAACCCAAAGCUGCACCUCAGACCUCCGAUGACGGUGGACUUAGCCAAGCAGCACGCCGCAUCCUGGAAAGUUUAGAGUCAAUGUCAACACCAAUAUCAGAUGCUAAGCGUAUUCCCACACCCACACCAGGCCAGAGGGGCAGCUUCCUGGACUCUUCCUAUACUGCUGCGUUCCACAGGCAUCGACCACCUCUCAGGCCUUCUGCCCCUCCCUCCAGUAAACUUUUGACACCCUCCAAGGUUACAGUUCAAGACAACCUUUCAUCAAACUUACGCCCCAGCACCCCACAGCUACCUGAUUCUACCCGCAAUAAAAAGAGUUCAGGGACAGGAACAAAGAGGGAGGAGUCUUCUCAAACAGCUUCAGAAACCAGAAAGACAGAACAAAAAGAAGAGAAGAGCUCCUCUGAAAAUUCUGUGGCCUCUCUAUUUUCUAAAGCCGCAGCAGAAACUUCAGCAAAAUUUUUGCCAUCCUUGCAACCUGCAGUGUCAGUCACAUCAACGGCCCCACCACAGGAUGUGUUCAAGUUUGGUGUGUCCAGCAGCAACAGUGCCUCUAUGACCUUUGAAUUCACACCCAAGCCCAUCAGCACAGCACUUGCAGGUGAUGUUUCACAGUCAACAAAGCGAGUUGGCAAGAUGAAGUCAAAACUGGUAGACAGUGGAAGAAGUUCAAGUAAGCAAGGAGAUGAAGUACUGGAGGAGCCCAACUUGACCCCUGUCCCCCUGCCACUUUCAUCACUGCCAAAAAUCAGCUUCAUGGCAUCCCCAGGAGGACAAGGCUUGCAAUCCAGUUUAUAUUCCUCCUCACCAGAAGGAUUUAAGUUCUCCAUUCCUGAGAUAGUGGAUGUACAGUCAGCCAGUGAGACCUUGGAUAAUGCCCCCAACUUUACAUUCAGGAACCCAACUCUUAUUGGUCAGGGUAUCACACCCAGCCCUAAGGUAGCCAUGCCCACCUCUCAGCCUUCCCUGAUGUUUAAUAGUAGCAGCUCAUCUUUGUUGGUCCCCAAGCUAAAGACAAACCCCAAGAAAGAUGUGACGUCUACUGAAAAACUCAAGGAAGGUAGCAUCUUGGAUAUUCUGAAGCCAAAAGAAAAGCUUUCUGAAAAAUCAUUAGCCUCGUCACCAAAUAAUGAUGAAAAGACAGUUGUUUCAAGUAAGCCAUUUUCUAUGACAAAUUCUGACAGUACUAAGUCUUUGUUGGAACAACCAGUCAACAGUAUAGUUAAGAAACCAGACACUUUGCAAGGUGUGCAAGGCUUUGGCUCAAUGUUCAAAAAGUCUAGUGAUGAAUGGGAGUGCAGUGUGUGUAUGUUAAGGAAUCAGAAUACGUCUGUUAAGUGUGUUGCGUGUGAGACUCAGAGACCUGGACAGGUUGCAUCAGUCCCCACAAAGGAUGCUGAGGGAGCUACUAAGUCAAGUGGGUCAUGGGCAGGAAAUGGGGCAGCUUGGGGGGAUACUUUUAGAAAAUCAGCCAGUGAGUGGGAUUGUGAUAUGUGUAUGGUGCGUAACAAGGACUCUGUAUCAAAGUGUGUUGCAUGUGAGACUCCAAGGCCUGGAGCUAAGUCAGAUACAAAAUCUGUACCAGAGACAACUGUUGACACUAAGGAAAAGACAAACACUUUAGGUUUUGGGUCAGUAUUUGCAAAACAGAAAGGAGAGUGGGAAUGCGACACCUGCUUAGUUCGAAACAAAAGUGAUGCCACCAAGUGCAUAUCAUGUGAGACCCCCAAACCAGGUGCUGCUAAUAUUUCUGAAGCCAUUACUGGGAAUUUCAAAUUUGGUGUAAAUACUACAACCAGUGACUCACCUUCACUAGCUUUUACAUUUAAGGAGAAAGCUGUCUCCAGUGGGUUUAAUUUUGGAGUUGGUGCCAAAACUACUCAAGAGGAGGGUAAGGGAGUCACUGGAUUCAAAUUUGGAGUGCCUGGAGAGAAAUCUAAUGCCUUGACUGUACACUCUUUUGGCUCUAGUGCUGAAAGUGACCAACCAAAGGACAAAGUUGCCAGUUCAAGUGUAGGUUUCAGUUUUGGCAUUCAAAAGGUGGAUACAAAAGCUGAAAUUGAGGAAACUAAAAAGCCAUUGUUAUUUGGUGGCAAGUCUGCAGAUAGUGUGGAAAGUGUGACAUCAACCACACCAGCUUUUCAGUUUGGUACAGGUACCAAGACACAUGUUGCCUUCAGUUUUGACUCUGGAAGCCAAGAAAAAGCCAAAGAAGAGCAGAAGGCAAAUCCAUCCUCCAGUGGAGAGGCUAAAACUGGUAUGUCAGAAGACACCAAGGGCUUCAAAAGAAAUGAGGCUCUUUUUGAUGGAAAGGAUGGGGGUGUAGAAGCAAACACAAGUAAACCAGCAUUUACCUUUAACAGUGUCACUACAUCCAACAAGGGGGAAGAGAAAAGUAAUGCAACACUAGCAUCGCCUUUUGAAGUCUUGGCUAAGAGAGACCCCCUUCCUGCUGCUGCUACGACACUUACUGCUACUGCUACUUCUACUGCAGCAUUAACUGUUCCUUUUGGUGCUACUACUGGAGCAAAUACUACAUCCUCAGGCAGUGUGUUUGCAUUUGGGGAUAAAGCAUCCACCCCUAACACAUUUGCUUUGUCAUUUUCUUCACCCCAGCCUCAGGCCAACAAGGAGGAAAAUAAACCAGCACCUGCAUUUUCCUUUAGCUCCAAAGUAGACUCAUCUGACACCAGUGAACCUGCCAAGAAACUCUCCUUCUCCUCGCCUACCUUUGCUCCUACCAUCAACAACGGGGUCAGUGCUCCACCUUCCCUUUUCACGUUUGGAAGCAAGGAGAACAAGUUGGGUAGUGGCUCAGGAUUUGGCUCCCCUCCCUCAAGCACCCCAGCAUUUGGAGCCCCUGCCCCUUCCUCCAACACAACACCAGCCUUCCAGUUUGGCAACAGCAACCCUCCAGCCCGCGCUGCCACGGCUCCCUCAGCCUUUGGAGGUCCCACACCAGCGUUUGGCAGCAGUGUCAAUUCCAACUCUGGUUUUGCCUUUGGGCAGCCAUCAGAGAAGAAAUCCAGCACAGGAUUUGACUUUGGGCAAGCUGCAAGCAGUACAGGCCCAAGCUUCAACUUUGCUGCAGUGCAACCACCACCAAAUCCCGGACUUUUCCAGUUUGGACAGAGUCAAGCAAACAACAGUUCUCCAGGAGUCUUUCAGUUUGGUACAAGAAAUUCUGAAGUUCAGGCUCCAGGAGCUGCAUUUGGAAACAAUGAGAACCCAUUCGCCCCUACUCCUCCCAGUGGCCGGGUGAUGAAGAAGGCAGUCCGGCGGUCCAGAAAGUAAUGUUAUUUUCUUAAGGGUCUUUUGUUCAUAUUUUACCUGGGAAUUACUUAGAUUAUUUUUAAAUGCUGCUGCUUACUAAAAAAAUAAAGAUGUGAACUAUAAUACAACCAAAUAGUUACAAUGCAUAUGACACGACAUUUGUGCUUCUAAAAUUUAUAUAGAAGAAAGAAAUACUAUAUACAGAAAAUUUUGAGAAUUUUUUUGCUUUCUGUAAUACUUAAAUGAACAAGUGGUUUAAAAAACAUGUUUGCAUAAUCAUUGUAAGAGAUAAAUUUGCCUAGUGGACUUGGAGUGUGAGCAACAUUGCAGUGUGUUGCCACCCUCUAUGUCUUGUUAACUAUGUUGAAAACUUACACUGGGAGUACAAGUAUUACAGAUCAGUAGCUGAGGCCAUUAAUGCUGAAUGUCUUGAAAAUUUAUCAAUUCAGUGUGAUUUUUAUUAUUAUUAUUAUUAUUAUUAUUUUUUUUUUUAAGGAUUGCAUAAAUUUCAAAUGUACAUAGUUAGUGUCUGUAAACAGCAUAAACUCAAUAUUUUAUAUGGAAUUUAGGAGCAAAGAUUAUUUUUUCCACUUAAAAAAAAUUGUAAGUUAUUUGCUUUAUGCUCCCAUAUGUAUGAUCCAUUUGUGAACAAGAACCAGAUGCUUUUUUUUCUUGUGGAGUGUGAAUCCUUGACUCUAUCCAUUGUGCUAGAUAGAUAAUAAUUUUAUAUUUUCAACUUAUUUAUUUUUUCAUAAUUUAGUAACUUCACACAAUCUGCUUUGUUAUAUAGAUGUUACUUUCCCUAGCACAAGGAGGAAACAAUGGCAGAGCCUUCACUCGAAAUAUACUACAAAGCUGUGGUUUCUUGAUGAAGAUGUAAAAAAUAUGCUAUGAACAUUCUUUGUACAUAAUGAGGCUUAACCCGCCUUUCCAGUAAUCUUGUUUGACUGUUCCUUGUUAAAAGAGAACAUUGUUGAUAAUUUUAUAUCCUUUGUCCAAACUGAUGGACAAGUUGUUCUCAUCAGGAAUGUUCAUAGUUUUGUUGUCGCACAGAUCUAUUUCAGCGUCUUGCUAUACAGUGGCUGUACAGUUUUAUGAAGAAAUAGCGCAGACGAAUAUAGUAAUUUGUGUUUGGUGCACGCUGUGGACGUUUGAUGUAAAGUUCCUUCUGCUUAUUUUAUUUUUGUGAUAUCCCUAUUUUAAUAACAUUUUAGGUUGGCUUUGCCAAUGAACAUCAGUCCUCUACAGCACGAGUACCCAUGUAGUGUUGCUCAUGCCAUAAGCAAGGCCUCUUCAUGAUGCGGCAAAAUGCGCUUCUAUAAAUAAGUGAUGUAAAUAGUAUACCCAGGCAGGCUCACUCCUUACUGUUGUACAUGGACACUUCAUAUAUUUGACAGACAAGCUGUGUUACUGGGAAGCUGCUGCCAGAAUUACGUGCUAUGUGGAUGGUUGUGAGAUGCCGAGUGUACCACCCCUUGUAUUGUCCUGUCUGUUGGAUCCCUGAGAGGUUUAUUAUUGUAAUUAGCUCGUAUCAUUAAUAUUUUAUAAUAACUUGACUUUAACAUGUACAAAGCUGUGAAGUGUGCGCGUGUGAAGGAGUUAGACUGCUCAGUGUAUGUGUCUUCGGUUUUGCAUUACUCGGUGUGAGUGAAAUGUUCAAUAAAGGAGCAUUGUAUACCCAGA